This is a messenger RNA of Jatropha curcas, 544 nucleotides long. RefSeq lists its product as uncharacterized. The record is from RefSeq and is a predicted model, not a curated record. Lineage: Eukaryota; Viridiplantae; Streptophyta; Magnoliopsida; Malpighiales; Euphorbiaceae. Gene Ontology annotation, cellular component: oligosaccharyltransferase complex.
UUCGUAUCGACUCUGUUCACUCACUUGGUCAUAUAAUAAACAGAACCUCAAGCAGUAAAGGAAUUAGGCUAGUGACAUUACCAGCGCGUGGCUACACUCUCUGCUAUCGAGACCGGAGCUCAGACAGAGACACCUACUUCCUUCUCCGCCACCUCCAAUGGCUCCAAAACCGAUCACGAGUCCAGUACCGGACACAUGGUAUCCAUCCCUAGCAGUGACCAUGCUCGCGAUCGGCCUCGUGGUCACCGCUUCCUUCUUCAUCUAUGAAGCAACCUCAUCUAGGCGAAACCGCAGUCUUGCCAAGGAGCUUGUAACAGGAGCAUUGGCAUCUUUCUUUCUGGGUUUUGGGUCCUUGUUCCUGCUACUUGCUUCUGGCGUUUAUGUGUAGGGUUAUUUAGAACCAAUUAAAGUUUAUGUUAAGCAAGAUCAUUGUUACUUAAUAGAAUUUCUUUUUCUUGGUUAAGAGCUGUGGACUUGAACUGUUACAACUACAAUCUUUUUGAGUCGUUUCUAACUUCAAAGGAUCCUGCUUAUUCAAACAUUA